AUUUAUCACAGACCUUCCUGCUGACAUCCAGCACGACCGUACACUGCCAGCUUCAUCGGGACUGAUACGGCUCAAGUCACCGCUACGGUGCUUCGUGGUCAACGGGAUUUUCCAAAACCUCCACAUGUACGUGAGAGCAUUUUUGUCCAUGCUUCCGAUGUUAUAAAAGCCAUGCGAGACUCGUCUGUAGCAGUGGUGCCUCAGUAGCAUCUGUACCUCUCAGACGAUGCGGUCCUUCUGUCAACUUCUGCAACUGCUGGCCUUGGGCAUCACUCCGGCCCUCAGUGUGCCCUUCGCGUCUCGAGACGUGGAACCCUCGCCCACAGCAGCUCUGGAUUAUGGAACGUACCAAGGUGUCACUUCGGGUAGUGUGACCUCCUUCCUUGGGAUGAAUUACGCCCAGCCUCCAGUGGGAAAUCUACGCUUCGCGGCUCCCCAGGAACCUGAGCCAUUCACCGGGGUUGCAGAUGCUACGACCUACGGAGCAGCGUGCCCGCAGCAGGACAUUGUGCUUCCCGAACUCUUGCCGAAGAACGUGACGAUCACUACGUCUGGAGGUUUAGUUUCCGAAGACUGCUUGAACCUCAACGUUAUCAAGCCAGCAACUGCAUCAGCCGGGGAUAACCUUCCUGUGCUAUUUUGGAUCUUCGGAGGCGCAUUUGAGAUUGGAGACGCAUCAACGUACGAUGGAUCACUGUACGUGGAAAGAUCCAUCGCACUUGGUCAACCGAUCAUCUUCGUGGCCCCGAAUUACCGCGUAAAUGCAUUUGGAUUCCUGGCCAGCCAAGAAGUCCUGGAUGCGAACGCAACUAACCUCGGGCUUCGCGAUCAGCGGCUCGCGUUACAAUGGGUCAACAAGUACAUUUCGCAGUUCGGAGGCGACCCUGAGAAGGUAACAAUCUGGGGAGAAAGUGCUGGCGCAUACUCUGUCGCUGCUCACCUGGUUUGGAAUGACGGCGAUACGGGCGGUCUGUUCCGCGCCGGGGUCAUGGAAUCAGGACCUCCGAUCUCCUUGGGAACUGUCGCGGAAGGGCAACAAUACUAUGAUCAACUGGUGGAAAAUGUGGGCUGCUCCGGAGAGGCCGACACUUUAGCCUGCCUUCGCGCCGUAGAUUAUGUGGUACUACAAGCCGCGAUCGCGUUGAGCCCCAGCUUCUUCAGCUACCAGAGUCUGACGCUGGCUUGGGAACCGCGAAUCGACGGGCAAUACAUUCUACGCGGCGGGAUGAAGUACAUACAGCAGGGGUUGUAUGCUAAGGUACCGGUCAUCAUCGGAGACUGCUAUGACGAGGGAACUCUCUUCUCUUUUGCCAACACUAACAUCACAACGGAUGAGGAGUUCCUCGAAUAUGUACAGUCUAACUACAUCCCUAUUGCUUCUGAUUCACAAAUCGAAGAUUUGGGAGAGGCAUACCCCUCCGACAUUUCCGAGGGCGCGCCAUAUGACACCGGCUUGCUGUGGGCACUAACGCCGGAGUUCAAGCGCCUUGCGUCUUUCCAAGGCGACUGGUUAUGGCAAGCACCUCGUCGUUACUUCUUGGAGACAGUAUCGCAGACCCAGGAUGCAUGGGCAUAUCUUUACAAGCGUGGCAGCGUGACGGUGCCUUACUUGGGAGCGGCGCAUGCAACCGAUCUCCUGGAGUUCUUUACCUCUAUCGAUUACAUUGCACCAGAUGCGCUCAUCUUCUUCACUACGAAUCUCAAUCCCAAUGCUCCGGCAGAUCUUGAGUCUGGUCUCAGCAAGCUAUCGGACAUCACUUGGGACCAAUGGGGCUCCGAUGCAUCUGCACCGCCGUUGUUGACCUUCGUCGAUCCUGCACCUGAGGUCGAAAUCACUGCAGAUACUUUCCGGGCUGAUGCAAUUAGCCUACUGAACGAACUGAUGUUGCUAUUCCCGUAAAAUGUAACCACGACUGUCAUGGCACGACGAACUGUAGUACGAAUCAAACCAUCGCUUACACCGAGCGUCAUUGAUCAUACCGAGUACAAAGACAAAGCAUCCUACCUGCUGUGCUGAUCAAUACACUCAUAUACACAUCUCA
Molecule: messenger RNA, 2042 nt
Organism: Fomitopsis serialis
Lineage: Eukaryota; Fungi; Basidiomycota; Agaricomycetes; Polyporales; Fomitopsidaceae
Product: sterol esterase
Exons: 16
Coding region: 227-1900 (557 amino acids)
Source: RefSeq, a predicted model, not a curated record